This is a messenger RNA of Spodoptera litura, 1740 nucleotides long. RefSeq names its product Ornithine aminotransferase precursor (gene Oat). Gene Ontology annotation, molecular function: pyridoxal phosphate binding; L-ornithine transaminase activity; identical protein binding. Gene Ontology annotation, cellular component: cytoplasm. NCBI's taxonomy places the organism in Eukaryota, Metazoa, Arthropoda, Insecta, Lepidoptera, Noctuidae. The record is from RefSeq and is a predicted model, not a curated record.
UAUAAUCAGUCAUUGGACAUUUUUGGCCGCAGACACACCUCUCCCGGGUUGUUUACCUAACGGUUUUACUCUAGUCGAAUUUUAUUUGAAAAUAAAAUAAAAUGCGUUACUUAACAGACACAAGCAUGGUUGGACAGAGCGAUCAGUUGUCUUCUCAAGAGAUCUUCGCCCUGGAGGACAAGUAUGGGUGCCGCAACUACGCCCCCGUGCCUGUUGCCCUUAGCCGUGGCGAAGGUGUUUUCGUUUGGGACGUCGAAGGAAAGAAGUAUUAUGACUUUUUGAGCGCAUACUCCGCUGUAAACCAGGGUCACUGCCACCCGAGGAUCAUCGCUGCUCUCAAGCAACAAGCUGAAAAACUCACCCUUGUAUCCAGAGCUUUCUACUCGGAUCAGCUGGGUAAAUUUGAGAAAUUUAUGACGGAUCUUCUUGGUUUCGACCGUCUGCUGCCAAUGAACACUGGCGUAGAGGGCGGUGAGAGUGCCUGCAAGAUUGCAAGGAAAUGGGGAUAUGAUGUCAAGAAAAUUCCGGAAGGACAAGCAAAGAUUAUCUUCGCUGAAGGCAAUUUCUGGGGGCGCACGAUGUCUGCAGUGUCAGCAUCAUCGGACCCUAGCUGUUAUAAAGGCUUUGGCCCCUACAUGCCUGGCUUCCACCUCAUCCCUUACAACAACACUGAUGCUCUAGAGAAGGCACUUCAAGACCCGAACGUAGCGGCAUUCAUGGUAGAGCCCAUCCAAGGCGAGGCGGGUGUCGUGAUCCCCGACGACGGUUACUUGAGGAAAGUAAGACAGCUGUGCACAAAGUACAACGUCCUUUGGAUCGCCGACGAAGUACAGACCGGUUUGGGUCGUACUGGCAAACUGUUGGCGGUGAACCACGAGGGAGUCAAGCCUGACAUCCUGAUCCUGGGCAAGGCGCUCAGUGGAGGAGUAAUGCCAGUGUCCGCAGUACUGGCCAACAACAGUGUCAUGGAUGUGAUCACACCCGGUACUCACGGAUCGACAUAUGGAGGCAACCCACUUGCUUGUGCAGUAGCCACUGAAGCUAUUAAGGUGCUGUUGGAAGAGAAACUAUGUGAGAAUGCCGAGAAGCUCGGUAAAAUCCUGGUUGAAGAGUUGAACAAAAUUCCCAAGAACAAGAUCACCACAGUGCGAGGCAGGGGACUCAUGUGUGCCAUCGUUAUUCAUGACAGCAUCUCAGCAUACGACGUUUGCUUGAGGCUGCGUGACGCCGGUGUACUGAUGAAGACCACCCAUGGACAGACAAUCCGCCUAGCGCCACCGCUAGUCAUCACUGAACAACAGAUCCGCGAGGGAGUCAACAUCAUUCGCACAGUACUCGAGAGCUAUGAUAAAUAAGUCCAUGCUUCGAUACACGACGACGUAACAUAUGGAUAUAACGUCCACGUCAGGAUAGAUUGUAUUUUAAAUAUACGUAUUGGGAUGUUUCCCCUAGUCAAAUCAAAUAACAGUCACUGAGACUGAUUUACACGACCUUAGUUUUCGUUUUUUUGCAGCUAUAAAUUGAGAUGCUAAAAAUUAUGACGUCAAAGUACAGUUACGUACAAAUUUGUUAGAAAAUUGAUGUUCUUGGCAUUUGGAAUGUAUUGUAUUUGGUAUUUGACUAGAUGGAAACAUACCCAUUGUAAUUUAUUGUAUCCAUCGAUUUGAGAGGAAUAUUUCUUACAGUCUAUCGUAGUUAAAGGUUAAGAGCGAAUAGUAAAUAAAAGUAAGUUGCAAAUUU